AUGUAUAUCUAUAUACAUGUUUAUUAUUCAAUUAAUAUUUAUAAAACGAUGAAAAAGCCUUUAUAUUUAUCUGACCUUAUUUAUUUCAUUCUGUCUAUCGGGAACAUCAUCCAACUCUUACUUUUAUAGAAUAGUUCUCUGUUAACAAUAAUUUUGAUGACCAUCACACUCGGGAUGUUAAUUCUCAAUCUCUUUAUCAAAAUAUACUACUACUCAACUGAUGAUUCAUCAAUUAUUUUAUUGAUGCUUAAUACAACCACUAUAGUCAUUAGAAUAAUAGCUAUUGCUAAUGUUCAAUAAACUUUCUAUUAAACAGAUAUGUAUUGUAUUUCUUCUUAUUAGUUUUUUUUGAUUGCUUCACAUCUUUAUCAUAUAACACUCAAAUCAUAAAUUCAAGUUCAUAUCAGCCAUAAUCUACACAAUAUUGUAAGCAUCUUUGGAUUUAAAUUUCUAUAAAAUCAUUUUGUCAUUAACCAUUUUUUUUCAAAUGAUAUAAAACAAGUAAAUAACAAUUUAAUUUCAAGAACCAUAAUUAACAAAAAUCCAGAAACCCCAAGGAAAAUACUUAAAUAAUCUCACACUUGGCAUAACAAUUAAAAUUAUAUUGAUAAUUAACUUAAAACUGACUUAAAUUUCAAAAAUAUUUCGUCUUAACCAAAUAUGCAUUUUUAAUUUGAUUAUUUAAUCAAAGAAGAUACUAUAGACAAUUUAAAAAGAGUGUAAGAGCUAUUUCAUUUACCUUUCAUAAUUACUGACAAGGAUGCAAAGCCCAUUUUAUAUAAUUCAUACUUUAUAGAUGCUUUUGAAAAAAUUGAUUAAAAAAAUAUUCAAUAUGGAAUUAAAAAUAUAAAAAUAUAUCGAUUAGAUAAGAACAGUCAAAAAGUUGUUAAAAAAAUAUAUUUAGAAAAAUAGAUGAAUAACAAUAUUUUUAUUAGAUCAUCUAGUUAACCUAAUACUUUUCCAUUAUUAAGUAUUUCUAGCCAGCCAAUUAAAUUACUCUUAAAUCAUAUUUUAUAAAUUAUGAGUGCCUAAUACUGUUAAUGUUCAGUCAUCGACUUUUAGUCAGAAUAUCUAAAAAGAGAUUAUUAAAUUGACAUUAAAUUUAUUCAAGGAUACUUUCUCUUUAUUUUUACUCACACUCAAGAAAGAGAUGAUUAUAAAAAUAAAAUAAACACAAAACUUCUCAUGAAUUAGCUGUUUCGAAGUUUGAGUCAUGAGUUUAGUACUUCCCUUAAUUGCAUAUAAAUCCUGGCAGAAAAUGCUUUAGAAGAACUAUAAGAGAAGACUGUUACCAAGUACAUACAACCUUUAUUAAAUUCAUGUUAUAUUUUAAAUAGUAUUGUUUAGGAUGUUAAAGAUUUUAGUUUGAUUUUGUCAAAGAAUUUUACAUUAACAAUCAAAAAUACAAACAUCUGCAAAUUAAUUCAUGAAGUGACAACAUUAUUUUAAUCUUAAAUAUAAAUGAAGGGAUUAAAAAUUAAUAUCAUAACUAACAAUAUUUUGAUACACACUGAUGCUUAAAGAGUCAAACAAUCACUGAUUAAUUUAUUAUCGAAUGCAUAAAAAUUUACAUUCUAAGGAAGUAUUACUAUUAAUGCAUCUGAAGAGAUUAUUAAUAAUACAAGGUUUGUUAGGAUUUCAGUUGAAGAUACAGGUCCUGGAAUGGAUAACGACACUCAACUUAAACUAUCAUAGUUUUUGACAUCUAGUUAAAAGAGUCGAUAUAAAGAUCCGAAUCAAUCGUUUGGAAUGGGGUUAUUGAUAACAUAAAAAAUAGUUAAAGGUUUAACAUUAAAUCACGAAGGAGGAAUACAAUUCGAAUCUAAUGUCCAAUAGGGAUCUAAAUUUUGGUUUUUAAUUUAAGAUUUGAAUUAAGAAGAACUACCAAUUUAAAAUUCUAAACAAACAAUUCGAUACAACAAGAUUAAUUCUUCUUAUAGCAAUUCAAAAUUUGAUUUAAGUUAACCUGUGAGUCCUAGCAUAAAAGAAUUAAAAAGACAGUUUUCUCCACUCUUAUCUCAUAGAUAUAUUAAAGAUGGUUAAAACCUACUUUUAAAUCAAAGUAGUUCGAUUAGUCAAUCCGAAAACAUUUCGUUUCAAGAGGAAAAAUUUGAUUGCAUAAUAAAUCCUUAUAUCAUGAAAUAAGGAUGUUAAAAGCCGUUGAUACAGAUGGACAUACAUGACAGAUCUUCUAUUUCAACAAAAAUAUUAAUCGUAGAUGAUGAGUAUGUGAAUAUCUACGCUUUAAAGAUAAUGUUAAAUAGGCUAAAUUACUUAUGUGAUGUAGCUAAUAAUGGUUAUGAAGCAUUAGAUAAGUUUAUGCAACAUUAAUACUAAUUAAUUUUUAUGGAUAUAGAAAUGCCAAAUAUGAAUGGAGUUACAGCAACUAAACAAAUACUGUAGUUUUGUGAAUAAAAUGAUCUACAAAAACCAAUAAUCAUAGCAUAAACUGCAUACACAGAUUCUUUGACAAAGGCAGUCUGCUAUGAAUCAGGGAUGAACUAUUUUUUAUAAAAACCAAUCCAUACUAAGGAUAUUAUGUAAAUUCUUGAAGAAAAAUUAUGA
Messenger RNA from Paramecium tetraurelia, 2565 nucleotides. RefSeq lists its product as uncharacterized. The record is from RefSeq and is a predicted model, not a curated record. Gene Ontology annotation, biological process: phosphorelay signal transduction system. Gene Ontology annotation, molecular function: phosphorelay sensor kinase activity. The transcript has 4 exons. NCBI's taxonomy places the organism in Eukaryota, Ciliophora, Oligohymenophorea, Peniculida, Parameciidae.